AUGGCAACCAAUAUUCAAGCUGCUGCUGAGGCUAGAGAAGUGCAAUGGAGGACUGAUACUGAUAAAGCUCGCAAAAUAAGAGAAGAACUUCUUGAAGAUCAUAACUUAUCCAGCAAGGGUAAAAUUGAAGAGAUUUCCAAAGGUUGGCACACCACAAAGGAGAAGAUGAUUCCCCAAGAGGUGCAGGCAGCACUAAUCUACCAACAGCAACAAUGUGCCGAUCUCAUAAAAGACAAGAAACAAAUAAUGGAUACCAUUCAGCAGGACCUAAAGGCCAGAGAUGAUAGCUUUGUGGCUGAUCUAAGGAAACAAACAGAGGAACUUCAACUAAUGCUUGAAAGAAUGGAGGAACAAGACAGAACUUUGACAGAAGCAUAUCGAGAGAAGCUGGAACAAUGGAAGGAAAAUGUCCAGAAAGAAGAAGAAACAAAACAUACUGAAAUAAAGACAGCGUGGGAAAUGUGCAUGAAGAAUCUUUUGGAAACAGAGGUAGACAAGCUUUUCAAGAGGCAGCAGGCUGUGGAGGAAUAUGAAGCUCAAAUUCACCAUCUAAUGUUUGAAACUUCUGAUAACUUUAACAUUAUCAGAAACAGGGAAUUUGCUGAUUUCCAGACCCUAGAGCUGGAAAUACACCAGGUUGAAUCAGAAAGAAUCUUUAUAGAGCAGAAAAUUGAGAAUCAAAAAGCAGAUGGCAUUAAACUCAAGGCAGAAGACACCCAAAUGAAAGCCAAACUGUCAGGUUUAAAGUCUGAGCUUGUAAAACUGCGGCUGGAUAAACAAAGUGGCAAAGGAAGAAGAGAAAAACAACUUAUGGAAAAAAAGUUGAAGGAGCUGAACUAUAAAGCUCAGGACUAUGAACGCAUUCAGAAAAAGAUCAUUCACUUUGCUAUUGCUGAUGCCAUUAAAUUUGAGAAUAUGUGGCUCACGGUUGAUGCUGAGGUGAAGGAGCUGCUGGAGAGGGCUUUGUAUGUCGACUCCAUGAUCUACGAAAACGUCUUUCAUAUACCCUGGGAGCAACUCAAUUUGAGCUUCGCAGAGCCAGGGAGGAGAUGGGAAGAGAGAUGCGCAGUUUCCCAGACCUCGCAGUACAGUCAGGUCAAUGGAAUGAUAGAAGGCCUUUACAAUGACAGUGAGUCUGAGGCAGAGGUGGGGAAUAUAUCAGAAGAGAGGAGCAGCGUGGCGACACCCCGAACUGUGAAGAGACUCGUGGAAAUAUUAUGUGAUGAGGCGGGUUUUUUGUUUGAGGUUAAAAUUGUGAAAUUGCUUGAUACCUUGGAUGAAAAUGAGCGGAAUCUCAUCAAAAUGGGCUAUCUGUUUGAUACUCUUGGCAUUAAGGAAGGGGAUGUACCAAAGUUGGUGGAUUUCCUGUUUAAGUAUGCCCAGCAGUGCCCCAGGGAGAGUGAGCUGCAGAAUAUUGAGGCUGCACAGCCCAGUAGCUCCACAGAUGAAGUACAGACCAGUUCAUUAGCUCCAGUGACUUCAGACCCUGUUGAUCGAAAUGAUGUCCUGCAAGCUCUGAAAUGUUUCCUUGAUCACUACAAACUUGGAAGUGGCACCAAGAACACUGAUAAAUGGAGUGUGCAGAGUCUGGAGGCCUGGGACAUGUCUAAAGAGGAGGCCUACUGGGAGAGCCUGGGCAAUGCCAUCACAACAGACAAACUGAAGAUCUGGGCGGUAACAGAGAAGAAGCUCCAGCAGCACCACACUGUCCUCUCUGAGAUCUCUGAGCUCAGCCAGGAGAUAAAGAGUCUGCAGCAGGAGAACACCGAGCUGCAGAUGGUGUGCAUGCUUCUGCAGCAGGUGUGCUUGGGCCAGCCUCUCGACUUCAGCCCACAUGUUACCCAGCUCGACAUGGAGUAAAGCAGUGUGUACCAGGUGUGUGAUCAGACUCCAAACUCAUCUGAACUUUAUAACACAACAAUGAAUCCAAUAGCUUUAUGAUACAAGCCAUGAGGUACAAACAUCUCAGUUCCUGUUCAGGUUCAAAUUAUAUCUUAAUUUGAACCUGUAUGGGGCUUUGCGAGCAGCCACAUUUAGGGCACUGAUGAUGAUGCAGGAUGCCAUUACAUGAUUGUGCAAGCGUGUGGUCUGGUUUGUUGGUUUUUCAGUCCUAUCAACAUCUCCAUCUUUGGUUGCUGUCAAGCAGAAAAAACCCACAUACUUCAGAAGAGACACUUGAAACUACUUUUAUAACCAAAACGGCCUUCUUAUUUACAUCAACAGAAUAAACCAUUCGGCACAAGCUUACAUGUUUAUUCACAGGUUUAAACACAUUUUUAACCAACAACAAAAUGUACACAUAUACACUUCCAAGAGAUACCAGACAUUCAAGGGAAUAUACAUGGGAAAAAUAUGCAAUUGAUAUGCCUUUAAUAAAAUCUUGUCAAACUACA
This is a messenger RNA of Boleophthalmus pectinirostris (great blue-spotted mudskipper), 2393 nucleotides long. Its product is annotated as dynein regulatory complex protein 1-like. The record is from RefSeq and is a predicted model, not a curated record. The transcript has 14 exons. Lineage: Eukaryota; Metazoa; Chordata; Actinopteri; Gobiiformes; Gobiidae. The coding region runs from base 1 to 1860 and encodes 619 amino acids. Gene Ontology annotation, biological process: cilium-dependent cell motility; regulation of cilium movement; axonemal dynein complex assembly. Gene Ontology annotation, cellular component: axonemal dynein complex; axoneme.